Siniperca chuatsi (mandarin fish) is the source of this 2527-nucleotide messenger RNA. It is a transcript of the gene amt, whose product is annotated as aminomethyltransferase. The record is from RefSeq and is a predicted model, not a curated record. The coding region runs from base 3 to 1253 and encodes 416 amino acids. The transcript is spliced from 9 exons. Gene Ontology annotation, molecular function: aminomethyltransferase activity; protein binding. Lineage: Eukaryota; Metazoa; Chordata; Actinopteri; Centrarchiformes; Sinipercidae. Gene Ontology annotation, cellular component: mitochondrion. Gene Ontology annotation, biological process: glycine catabolic process.
GCAUGAUGUGGGCUCGGUUGCUGCUCGGGGGUUCGGGGUUCGGGCUGCGGGCUUCCAGGGACGGUUUGCAGCGGCUCGCUGGAGCUGGAUGUGCGGGGAAGAAACAGCAGCAGAGACAGGCUUCAAGUGCUGGGGCUGCCUUGAAGAAGACUCAGCUGUUUGACUUCCACAGGGAGCAGGGAGGAAAGAUGGUGGAGUUUGCAGGCUGGAGUAUGCCUGUCCAGUACAAAGACAGUCACAUCAUCUCACACAUGCACACCAGAGAGCACUGCUCCAUCUUCGAUGUCAGCCACAUGCUGCAGACCAAAGUCCAUGGCAAAGACAGGGUGAAAUUCAUGGAGUCUCUAGUAGUUGCAGAUAUUGCAGAACUCAAGGACAACCAGGGUACAUUGUCCCUCUUCACCAAUGAGAAAGGAGGGAUUAUUGAUGACCUCAUAGUGACAAAGACAGACAAGGGCUACCUCUAUGUCGUCUCCAACGCUGGCUGCGCCGACAAGGACUCGGCUCAUAUGAAGGCCAGACUGGCAGAAUUCAAAGCUGCAGGUUUUGAUGUGGAUUUGGAGUUCCUUGAUGAAGCACUGAUUGCUCUACAAGGUCCAUCCAUGUCUCAGGUGCUCCAGGAGGGGCUGAAGGAGGACCUCAGUAAACUGACCUUCAUGACCUCCACCUUGGCCACUGUGUUCGGUGUUCCUGGCUGCAGGGUCACCCGCUGUGGAUACACUGGAGAGGACGGGGUGGAGAUCUCCGUCCCUCAGUCCAGAGUGGUGGAGCUGACAGAGAAGCUGCUUGCUAACGGCGAGGUGAAGCUGGCUGGUCUGGGCGCCAGGGACAGUCUGCGGCUGGAGGCGGGGCUUUGUCUCUAUGGCAACGACAUAGAUGAGACCACCACACCUGUGGAGGCCACCCUAGUCUGGACCAUAGGAAAGCGUCGGCGUCAGACCAAGGAUUUCCCCGGCGCUGACAUCAUUGUACCUCAGAUCAAAGCCAAGACAGCCAGAAAGAGAGUCGGUCUGGUGUCCACUGGACCCCCUGUCAGACAACACAUACCCAUACUCGGCCCUGAUGGAAAGAUCAUAGGUGAGGUGACCAGUGGCUGCCCCUCUCCCUGCCUGAAAAAGAACAUUGCCAUGGGUUACGUGGAUGCGGCAUUCGCUAAGAACGGAACAGCCAUCCAGGUCGAGGUGAGGAAAAAAGCAGUGCCCGCUACCAUCAGCAAGAUGCCUUUCGUCCCAACCAACUACUAUACUGGAUAGGAGGGACACACACACAAACACAAAUAUACCUUACACAUACCCAUACACAUGCAUACAUAUAUAGUACAUAUACUUAAACUGGACCAUUCCUCCACUCUGUUCCAUAUUCACCAAUGCUGCCCCCUUCUGUUUACCUCUGCCAAUGCAACACCAAUGUAAGACUGAAAGUCUUCAUUGGGGAGUCCUGAGAGAAAAUUAUCUAAAAUGAUAAACUUUGUGAAAUACAGUAUGUGUGCUGGUGUAAUAUUAUGAAGCACAUUAAAUGUGUAAGAAUUUGUAUUUGAGACACUAAAGCAGAGACACAGCAUACAGUUUCACAGUAUAAACUGACAGGUGGUUUGAGGACAACGGGUCCUCACAUGUAAUGCGCAGGACAUAUUAAACAUCAGGCUGUCAUUAUACAAACAGUCAGUAUGCUACCUGUGUGUGUUUAAGAAAUGCAGAGUUCAGUAACAUGGCUUCACCUGUGGAUGGAUGUGCAUGAAAUAAAUUACAAGCAGUACUGUUGAGUCAGAGAAUGUGUAUAUAUAAUGGUAUGGGCCUAGACGCUCUGUUAACAUGGUUCAUAGACUAAGUUCUGUUUUAUCUUUUUAUAUUUUGUAAGUGGACAGCAGGUUAAACUUAAUCAACUUACUGCACUUUCAGUAAGAACAAAAACAUUGAGGCUGUGUGGAUCCAUUAAACACAAGUAUUUAAUUAACUUUUUGUUGUAGAAUAUAGGUUUUGCUAAUGAAACAUGGCAGCAUUUACUUUGUCACUGCUGGACCAAAACAAAGAGAUUCCAAAUUGUUCUUUUGAUGUUCAGUCACUACAUGUCUUUUUUAAGGUCUUUCAAAUACCACAGAGCCAAAUUUCCAUUCAUAUUAUUGUUGGUAGUAAGCAGCUUAAUCAAGGGAGGCCAAACAGGGCCAGCUCAUAACCCUUCCAACACAAAACCCCUACCUGAAAUAUGCUAAUUAACACAACCGUGCCAGUUCAGUUUGUGGAAUUGGCAUUUUUGUGUUAAUUAACAGAUGUUCUCAUCAAGUUCUUGUUUGGAGGGAUUUUGAGGGAGUUCUGCUUAGCUCUGUUGAUAUGGUCAAUAACCUGAUCUCCACAAAAGAUAAAACCUGACCAGAUAGUUUCUCAGACUGUUAAUAAUAAUAUAAUAUGAUGACCUGAAGGAGAUAUUUACCCUACAUGAGGUACAAUGAUAAUCUAAGUUGAAAAGAUGUUAACUGUCUUAUGUGUGUUCUGUCUUGAAACUAAUUAAAUGUAAUUUCUGUAUUAAACUA